This is a messenger RNA of Saccharomyces mikatae IFO 1815, 2013 nucleotides long. It is a transcript of the gene WHI3, whose product is annotated as mRNA-binding protein WHI3. Lineage: Eukaryota; Fungi; Ascomycota; Saccharomycetes; Saccharomycetales; Saccharomycetaceae. Gene Ontology annotation, molecular function: mRNA binding. The transcript has a single exon. Bases 1 to 2013 code for a protein of 670 amino acids. The record is from RefSeq and is a predicted model, not a curated record.
AUGCAAAGUUCAGUUUAUUUCGAUCAAACAGGGUCAUUUGCGUCCAGUAACGACAACAUCGUGUCAACUGCCACCAAUGCACACAAUAUUUCCCCCAGCCAUCGUUCCAGUUUGAAUUUGAACACGUCUUCACACCCUCAUGAAGCGCCCGGUAGAGGAAGUACCAGUGGAGACUUGUAUUUGAAUGACACGAACUCGCCCUUAGCCAUAUCAUCUAUGCUCAAUACGCUUGCUCUCGGAAGUAAUGUCAUGCCUCAGGACAUGACAAGCAGUAAUACUAAUGGCCACGAAAAUAACAUCAAGGGUAGUUACAGUCUAAAAUUGUCAAACGUACCCAAAGAUAUUACCCUUAGAGAAUGCUACGCAAUUUUUGCUCUUGCUGAGGGGGUGAAAAGUAUAGCUUUACUGAGAAGAAAUUCUUCGACAAACAUUGUUUCUGCCUCAUUGGAAGACGAACAUGAUAUGUGUAUUAUUGCUAGAUUUGAACUAUUGAACCUGGCCAUUAAUUACGCUGUUAUUUUGAAUUCGAAGAGUGAGCUAUUUGGGCCUAGUUUUCCAAAUAAAACUACCGUUGAAAUAAUAGAUGAAACAACCAAAAAUUUAGUUUCUUUUCCAUCAUCUACAAUUUUCAAUGACUCUUCGAGGUUGAAUAAACCAAACUCUGGCAUAAAAAGGCCAAGUUUACUAUCACAAAGGUCAAGAUUUUCAUUUAGUGAUCCAUUUUCCAACGAUUCUUCUUUAGCUCAACAAUCAUCCCAGCAACAACAACAAUCAUCCCAGCAGCAGCAACAACAACAACAACAACAGCAACAACACUCUUCUCAAAAACAUUCACCACAACAAUCUAAUCAACAACAAAUGAAUUCUUCAGUGCCGUUAUCUUCACAAGGACAGGUUAUUGGGUUGCAUUCUAAUCAUUCACAUCAAGAUUUGUCCGUGGAACCAUCAAUCCCAACAUCUGACAUGGGUAAAUCCUUUCUUCUAAGAGAUAACACCGAAAUAAAUGAAAAGAUAUGGGGUUCAAGUGGUAUACCAUCCAGCAUCAAUGGUUACAUGAGCACUCCUCAACCAUCUACGCCAACUUUAGAAUGGGGAAAUACUUCUGCAUCUCAACAUGGUUCUUCGUUCUUUUUACCUUCUGCACCAUCGGCAGUUAUUGCACCUACUAAUAGUAACACAAAUGCGAAUGCCAAUGCAAACCCCAAUAAUGGGGCUAGCAACACUGGCUCGAACGCCGCCCUUUCUGUCAGCUCUCAGCAGCCGAUGAUGCAAAUUGGCAAUGCAAUCAACGCUUCCUUAACCUCAUCAAAUUCAUUGCCCCCAUAUGGCCUAAUGUCUUCUCAAACGCAGCACAUGUCAAACAUGGUUAACUCUUCUGAUAUGAACCUUACACCUCAAAAGCAGAACAGAUUUAUGCAACAACCCCAACCUGAGCAUAUGUAUCCUGUGAAUCAGAGCAACACCCCUCAGAAAGCACCACCUGCAAGGCUAAGUUCAAGUAGAAAUUCACACAAGAAUAAUUCCACUACGUCACUAUCCUCCAAUAUCACCGGAUCUACCUCAAUUUCUCAAGCAGAUUUAUCGCUACUAGCGAGAAUCCCACCUCCUGCCAACCCAGCUGACCAAAAUCCGCCUUGUAAUACUCUUUAUGUAGGGAACUUACCCUCAGAUGCUACUGAACAAGAACUGAGACAGUUGUUUUCUGGCCAGGAAGGUUUUAGGAGAUUGUCAUUCAGAAAUAAGAAUACCACAUCUAAUGGUCAUAGCCAUGGACCAAUGUGUUUUGUUGAAUUCGAUGACGUUAGUUUUGCGACAAGAGCGUUAGCCGAAUUAUAUGGCAGACAAUUACCUCGCUCUACAGUAAGCAGUAAAGGAGGUAUAAGGUUGAGCUUUUCGAAAAACCCAUUGGGCGUUAGAGGACCAAAUAGCAGGAGAGGAGGUACUAAUAAUCCAAAUCCUAAUGUAAAUAUGCUUUCAAGUUAUAACUCUAAUGUUGGCCAUAUAAAGAACUAA